AUGGGAAGUCAGGCGAUAAAAGGAGUUGAUCAAACACGAGCUCAAUGGUAUUGGAAAUCAAAUUCUGAUCCAUGGUCAACAAAUGGAAAUGAAGAAUGGACAAAAUAUUCUGAUAUCGAAUCAGCGAUUAUCGAAGAAGCAUUUAAUCAAAAGAAUAAAACAAAACUAGCUGAACUGGAGAAUUAUUCGAUUAACUUAAACGACUGCAUUCAAAUCAGUAAAUCGGAUCCAAAUGAACAAGGGCAAAUAAAACGGGUUCUAACUAGUAGAAAUGAAAGUCCAGGUUUAAGAGAAGAAAGAUUCUUUCUCCCACCAGCAUUAAGUAAAACGUUCAACGAUGACAACGGUUUAGCCGCUAAUAAUUUUCUUUCACGGUGGAGGGAAGACAAGGAACUUUCUGAUGCUGAAAUAGUAGAGCAUGCAGCGAAUGGGAUAAUUAUCGAAGGAAAACAACUAGACAUAUCGUCACUUUCCCAUUUCCCCGACGAAGAAGAAGUUCUACUACCGCCAGCAACCAUAUUUGAAGUAUUGGAAGUCAAGAAAACCACAAACAAAACCCAUGUUUAUUUGAAACUACGGCAUCCUGGUUAUGAUGGUGGUUAUGGUGAUCUUGAUGUUGAUGGUUUGUGA
Molecule: messenger RNA, 630 nt
Organism: Didymodactylos carnosus
Lineage: Eukaryota; Metazoa; Rotifera; Eurotatoria; Philodinida; Philodinidae
Source: the annotation of a GenBank genome assembly